Molecule: messenger RNA, 4204 nt
Organism: Girardinichthys multiradiatus
Lineage: Eukaryota; Metazoa; Chordata; Actinopteri; Cyprinodontiformes; Goodeidae
Product: non-receptor tyrosine-protein kinase TYK2-like
Exons: 24
Coding region: 193-3660 (1155 amino acids)
Biological process (GO): peptidyl-tyrosine phosphorylation; cytokine-mediated signaling pathway; cell differentiation
Cellular component (GO): membrane; cytoskeleton; cytosol
Molecular function (GO): non-membrane spanning protein tyrosine kinase activity; ATP binding; cytokine receptor binding
Source: RefSeq, a predicted model, not a curated record
GUCACGUUGUUUUCGGGAAGCAGCGUCCUGUCGCAACUCUCUCACAGUUCACAAGAAACAGAGAGAGGAGAGAGAGAGAGAGAAAGUGGUGAACGGAAAAUACGCUCCGUAAAUAAUGAAGCUCAUUGCGCCGUGUCUGUGUUAAAAUAACGCGUUUCAAACGAGCUCGACGUUACGGUGAUCAUUUCCAACAUGCCUAAAAAAUCAGGUAGUUUAAAGUCGGGAAAGAUCCCAGGCCCGAAUGAUGUCCAUCAGUCUCAGGGCAUCCAUGUCUACCUUUUUUGGACUAAAGAAGGGGAGAGAUAUUUGUCUCACACCAGUGGAGAUGUCACAGCGGAGGAGCUGUGCAUCUCAGGUGCAGAAGCUGUAGGGAUAACACCACUGUGUCAUGUCUUAUUUGCGUUGUACAACCCGAAAACGAACUGCUGGUACAGUCCAAACCAUGUCUUCAGUCCAGACGAGAAAUCCAGUGAAGUGGUUCACUACUGCAUGAGGUUUUACUUUCGGAAUUGGCAUGGACUGAAUGAAAAGGAACCGACUGUGUCCCGCUACGCCCUCAAAUCCAGUACAGAUCAUACAGGUUCCCCUCUUCUCGAUAUGACAUCCUUGGAGUAUCUGUUUGCCCAGGCUAAGCAUGAAUUUGUGCAUUAUGCGGAAGAGCCGCAGUCUGAGGAAAACAAUCGCUUCAAAAACGAGAGCUUGGGAAUGGCUGUACUCCACCUUUCACACCUCGCAAUGCAAGAAAAGUGUACCUUACAGGAAGUUGCUGGAAAAAUUGGCUUCCAGAACUGCAUUCCAAGAACAUUUGCGGAGAACAUUUCCAGAGACAACUUUCUGACUAAAAUCAGGAUCCGCCGGGUGUUUACUGAAUUUGUGCAGAACUUCCAGCAGCAUACUGUAGGAAAGGGGCAGCUGGGUGCCCACGAGAUCAUGUAUAAGUACAUCUCCACCCUUGAAAACUUGGUUCCAAGUUUCGGAACAGAGACAUUCUCUGUAACUCACCUGCAACUGAGGGAGGACGGGGAAGAAAGCAGCUCCUACUCCAGCGUCAACCAAAGCGAUGACAUAUCAAAGGAUGACUUCAGAGCUCCACUCACACAUGAGAUAAUGGUGUCCGGCAUUAAGGGGAUUCAAUGGAGGAUGCUGAAAACUCAAAAGGCAGAGGAAAACUCCUACCACAGGAGGGGCUAUGUGAAUACGAAAACAUCAAAACAGUCUGUAUCAAAUCCUCCUGAUAAAUGGACCUCCUUCUGUGAUUUCCGCGAAAUAACUCACAUCGCCAUUACUGAAGCUAAUGUGUGCAUUAGCACUCAGAACAAUCACAGCAUGGAGGUACAGAUGAACUCCAGCCAGGAGGCCCGUUCCUUCAUCUCCUUGCUAGAUGGGUACUACCGGCUGACUGCAGACGCCCACCACUAUCUUUGUCAUGAAGUGGCGCCCCCAAGGGUGGUGUUGAGUGAAGCAAAUCUGUUGCACGGACCUAUGCAUGAUGACUUUGUGUUACACAAGCUGAAAAAGGAGGCAGGAGAGGAGGGAACCUUCCAUGUUCGCUGGAGUGCCCUCGACUAUCAUCGCAUCAUCCUUGCUGUGCUAAACAGAAACGAGAAUGGUUCAAAACCAAGCCACAAGCAGUUUCGCAUCCAGCAGAAGGGCUCAGUGUUCUGCAUGGAGGGUUGGGACAAAGACUUCUCCAGUGUGAAGGAGCUCACAGACAGCCUCAAAACCUAUGUGCUCAAGUCUGGGUCAGACAACUUUACUGUCAGAAAAUGCUGUUUACCGAAACAAGGAGAGAUCUCCAACCUACUGGUGAAAAGGCAAGGUAUUGACCACCACACCCACUCUGACUGUUUGCCCCUAAACCUGACAGAGCUUCGCUUUCACCAGAUCAAAGACAAAGAGAUAAGACAGGAUCACCAUUUGGGCCGCGGCACAAGAACUAACAUUUAUGCAGGACGUUUAUUGUUGCGGGAAGAAGAAAAUGACGAGUUUAACAACAACCUUUCCCAAAGCAAAGGCAUCCGGGUGGUUCUCAAAAUCCUAGACGAAAGCCAUAAGGAUAUUGCUCUAGCCUUUUUUGAAACAGCAAGCCUCAUGAGCCAGGUAUCUCACAGUCACCUGGUGUUUGUGCAUGGCGUGUCUGUCAAAGGAUCUGAGAACAUCAUGGUGGAGGAAUACUUGGAGUAUGGGCCUCUUGAUGUUUUUCUUCGCAAACAGAAAGCCUCCGUCACCGCUCAGUGGAAAUUUAUUGUUGCUCUGCAGCUCGCGAGGGCUCUCAAUUAUCUUGAAACAAAACGACUUGUUCAUGGAAAUGUCUGUGCCAAGAACGUUCUGGUGGCAAGGCCUGGUCUUGAACCUAGCUGUUCUCCUUUUGUCAAGCUGAGUGAUCCUGGAAUUGCACUGAAUGUCCUCUCACGAGAAGAACGUUUGGAUCGGAUACCCUGGGUUGCUCCAGAGUGCGUUGACACCGGUGCUCCUAAUGGUAGUGCUGCAGACCAGUGGAGUUUUGGUGUCACGUUGCUUGAAAUCUGCAAUAAUGGGGAUCUUCCUAUGACAGGCAGCACAUUGUCUGAGAAAGAGCGUUUUUACCAGCAAAAGGGUCGUCUGGCAGAGCCAUCCUCCCAAGAACUGGCCAAGUUCAUCAGCAUGUGUUUGACAUAUGAGCCCGAUGAGAGGCCUUCAUUCCGAACUAUCCUCAGAGAACUCACAGAACUCAUCAAGAAAAAUCCAGAUAUAUCCUCUAAGGACACUCUCCCACCUAUGGACCCCAGUGUGUUCCAAAAGCGAUACCUGAAAAAGAUGAGAGACUUAGGGGAGGGACACUUUGGAAAAGUCACUCUGUACAUGUAUGACCCAUCCAACGAUGGGACAGGAGAGUUAGUGGCAGUAAAAGCUUUGAAGCAAGAAACUGGAGAUGCACCUCAGGGCUGGAUGAAGGAGAUUGAAAUCCUAAAGUCUCUCUAUCACUGUAACAUAGUAAAGUACAAGGGCUUAUGCACUGAAGCCGGAAGACCAGAGGUCCAGCUCAUAAUGGAAUACCUUCCUCUGGGGAGUCUGCGAGAGUAUCUUCCUAAAAAUAAAACCAGUGCAGCUCAGUGCCUCAUGUUUGCUCAGCAGAUGUGUCAGGGAAUGGAGUACCUGCACUCAAAACGCUAUGUGCAUCGAGAUCUUGCGGCCCGCAAUGUUUUGGUGGAAAACAGCGGUUUAGUAAAGAUUGGAGACUUUGGCCUGACAAAGUACAUCCCAGAAGGAGAGGUCUACUAUCGGGUCCGUGAGGACGGAGACAGUCCUGUCUACUGGUAUGCCAUCGAGUGCUUGAAGGAGCUCAAAUUCUCAUUUGCCUCAGACAUUUGGUCUUUUGGAGUUACCCUGUACGAGAUCCUGACGCGCUGUGAAAGUCGCCGGAGUCCUCCAACUAAAUUUAUUGAAAUGACAGGAGGAAAGGAAGAAGAGAUGAGUGUGAUAAAACUCAUAAGGCUAUUGGAGCAAAAUCAAAGGUUGCCUUGUCCCAGGGACUGCCCGCAUGAGGUAAAGUUGCUGAUGGAUCAGUGUUGGGAUGCAAAUCCUGAUAAUCGGCCUUCGUUCAGUAAACUCAUCGAAAAGUUUGAGUCAGUGCGAAGAAUGUUUGACUGGUCGUUCAACCCCAUGUCUCAGAUCUGCUGAUGGGUGUCAGUGAAGAUCCAUCUGACUAGAUGGUGAUGCUUAAAGUGAAGUCAGUUGUCUCACUUUAAGUGCACAGUUCUCGCUAUAUCUAUUUAUACAGGUUUGUUCUUAGAGGUUUAAAAAUGUAACGCACACAUAUAUGCUCUAAUGUGUGUUGGUAAUGCAAUAUAGAACUCAAUCUUUUGUCCUUACACAAUUAAACAUGUUAAAAGUGGUAAUAAAAUGAAUGUUAUUUUUUGUUGGAACUAUACAGACUUUCAUUUGUCAAGAAGUAAGUUUUCUAUAUGGGUCGACAUUCUGUGUUUUAUUGUUAUUCUCUGUACAUUAUUUCUGUUUAUCUUGCAUGUUUUGUCAACAUAACGCAAAAUCAAAAAAAAUGUUUCAACUUUUGCUUUUAUUAAAGCCUAAAUACGCUGACUAUGAGGGUUGAAUUAAAUUAUGUUACCAUUUUAUAUUAAACUGUAUGGUUGUAAAUCACCACAUGGGGAGCAGAUUUGAGCCAUUCAGCAGAAGCCAAUAAAUAAAUGUACCACACCUACUAAAA